AUGCUUGAAACACUUUUGAUAUGCCUUCUUUAUAGGAUCAUCGUCAUCUGCUCGCGCACAGCUGGAUCUUUUGAGCAACUUACCUCUUCUAGCUCAUCAGUUGACGCCAGUUAUGUUAGUGAUGGCAACUCCCGAAAACUUACAAUCCGUCAGCAGCUAGCGCAGUUGGUUGGGGACAGAGACGGGGAUUUCAUCAUUCCACUAGGUAAAAACUUUAAAAAGGUGAGUGCCAAGGCUCUAACCGUCUCUCAGAAGCGAAAUAUCAAACGACAGGCUUACUUAAACGAAGUAUCGAAGAGGAAUGAUUCAGUUUUCUUUGCCACCAUUGGAGCAUUUGUGCUUGUUCCACCUCUUGUAAUAUUAGGAAUCGCCAUAUUGACAGGUUAUGUACAGCUUUUCCCAUGACAUAUAUACUACUGAACUAAUAUAUAGAAAUUCAGUUCACUA
Molecule: messenger RNA, 447 nt
Organism: Pyrus x bretschneideri (Chinese white pear)
Lineage: Eukaryota; Viridiplantae; Streptophyta; Magnoliopsida; Rosales; Rosaceae
Exons: 2
Coding region: 1-405 (134 amino acids)
Cellular component (GO): chloroplast
Source: RefSeq, a predicted model, not a curated record